AUGUCUUACCCAUCCCGCCCCGACACUGUCACCAGUCAAGCGUACUCUAAUCGCACGACAACCGCAGCGACCACGGCAACCCAGGGUUCGAGAAUCCCCACUGUUAAUAUUGAUCGACCUCGCCAGCCAUAUGCUGGCAACCCAGAAGAUGGAGGUAUCCCAGCAUUUACGAGAAGAGAAUCCUUCUAUCAGACUAGGACGCCCCAGGAAGAAUAUCGAUACCUCCAAGCAGCCGACGUGAGGCGUCAAGUCCAACAGGCGCCACCAACACUCUAUUCUACUCGUGGAAGAUAUCCUGUAGAACACUACAACGAACCCCCUAAGCCUUUGAGCGCUCAGCAACCUUGGUGGGAAUAUCCCAUCGUUCCGAGUCCGCAGAACGGGUCAGCGCCGGGCAACUACGGAAGCUCCAGCAGACCCGGGCCUGUAAGGGCUUUCUACAACAACGGGGAUAGGUCUCGAUUCGAUGUUGGCUAUCACGAUUUAAAUGAAGCCCCUCUCGGGCCACGUCGCGACAAAGCGUUCCCAAACACCCCCUAUACCUUGGGUCAAUACCAUCCUGCUCCUACCUAUAGCCAGGUCCGACGCUCCUGA
This is a messenger RNA of Hypoxylon trugodes, 594 nucleotides long. RefSeq lists its product as uncharacterized. Gene Ontology annotation, molecular function: RNA binding; RNA nuclease activity. Lineage: Eukaryota; Fungi; Ascomycota; Sordariomycetes; Xylariales; Hypoxylaceae. The transcript is spliced from 2 exons. The coding region runs from base 1 to 594 and encodes 197 amino acids. The record is from RefSeq and is a predicted model, not a curated record.